Molecule: messenger RNA, 4416 nt
Organism: Dipodomys spectabilis (banner-tailed kangaroo rat)
Lineage: Eukaryota; Metazoa; Chordata; Mammalia; Rodentia; Heteromyidae
Gene: Naa25
Product: N-alpha-acetyltransferase 25, NatB auxiliary subunit
Exons: 24
Coding region: 21-2942 (973 amino acids)
Biological process (GO): N-terminal peptidyl-methionine acetylation
Cellular component (GO): NatB complex; cytoplasm
Molecular function (GO): protein binding; protein-N-terminal amino-acid acetyltransferase activity
Source: RefSeq, a predicted model, not a curated record
GCGGUUCUGCGCUUGUCAUCAUGGCGACGCGGGGCCAUGUGCAGGACCCUAACGACAGGCGCCUCCGGCCCAUUUACGAUUAUCUUGAUAAUGGGAAUAAUAAAAUGGCAAUUCAGCAGGCAGACAAAUUGUUGAAGAAACACAAGGAUCUUCACUGUGCUAAGGUCCUAAAGGCAAUUGGUUUACAGAGAACUGGAAAGCAAGAGGAAGCUUUCACUCUGGCUCAGGAAGUGGCCGCUCUGGAGCCCACAGAUGACAACUCACUCCAAGCACUGACCAUUCUCUACCGGGAGAUGCAUCGGCCGGAGUUAGUUACAAAACUUUAUGAGGCAGCUGUGAAGAAAGUUCCCAAUAGUGAGGAAUACCACUCGCACCUCUUCAUGGCCUAUGCCAGAGUAGGGGAAUACAAGAAAAUGCAACAGGCUGGCAUGGCUCUAUAUAAGAUUGUCCCCAAAAACCCUUACUACUUUUGGUCUGUGAUGAGCUUAAUUAUGCAAUCUAUAUCAGCACAGGAUGAAAACCUGUCUAAAACCAUGUUUCUGCCCCUUGCUGAGAGAAUGGUAGAAAAAAUGGUGAAAGAGGACAAGAUCGAAGCUGAGGCUGAGGUGGAACUUUACUAUAUGAUCCUGGAACGCUUGGGGAAGUACCAGCAAGCCUUGGAUGUCAUUAGGGGGAAAUUAGGAGAGAAGUUGACAAGUGAGAUUCAGAGUCGAGAGAACAAAUGCAUGGCUAUGUACAAGAAGCUGAGCAGGUGGCCAGAGUGCAACGCUCUUUCCCGGCGCCUCUUACUGAAAAACUCAGAUGACUGGCAGUUCUAUCUGACUUAUUUCGAUUCUGUCUUCCGACUGAUUGAAGAGGCCUGGACCCCUCCCGCUGAAGGUGAACACUCUUUAGAAGGAGAAGUACAUUAUUCAGCAGAAGAGGCUGUGAAGUUUAUAGAAGACCGGAUAACAGAGGAGUCCAGAGGCUCUCGCCAUCUCCGAGGACCACAUCUGGCUAAACUGGAGCUGAUUAGGCGUUUACGAAGUCAAGGGUGUAAUGAUGAGUACAAGCUGGGAGACCCGGAAGAAUUGAUGUUCCAGUAUUUUAAAAUGUUUGGAGAUAAACCGUGUUGUUUUACAGACCUUAAAGUGUUUGUUGACCUAUUGCCAGCUACACAGUGUACAAAAUUCAUUAAUCAGUUACUUGGAGUUGUUCCUUUGUCGACACCCACAGAGGAUGAUAAGCUUGCACUGCCUGCUGACAUCCGAGCUCUGCAGCAGCAUUUGUGUGUGGUGCAGCUGACGAGGUUACUCGGUUUAUACCACACUAUGGAUAAAAAUCAGAAACUGAGUGUGGUCAGAGAACUGAUGUUAAGGUACCAGCAUGGACUAGAAUUUGGAAAAUCCUGUUUGAAAACAGAAUUGCAAUUUUCUGACUAUUACUGUCUCCUCGCUGUCCACGUGCUCAUUGAUGUAUGGAGAGAAACAGGUGAUGAGACUGCGGUGUGGCAGGCCCUGACAUUGCUGGAAGAAGGGUUAGCCCACAGCCCUUCCAACGCUCAGUUCAAAUUGCUGCUUGUUCGAAUCUACUGUAUGCUGGGUGCAUUUGAACCGGUGGUGGAUCUUUACUCCAGCCUCGAUGCUAAACAUAUCCAGCAUGAUACCAUUGGUUAUCUGUUGACCCGGUACGCCGCAUCCCUAGGUCAGUACGCUGCUGCCUCCCAGUCCUGUAACUUCGCACUCAGGUUUUUCCACUCCAACCAGAAAGAUACCUCAGAAUAUAUCAUUCAAGCUUACAAAUAUGGUGCAUUUGAGAAGAUCCCAGAGUUUAUCGCUUUUAGGAACAGGCUGAAUAAUUCUCUUCAUUUUGCACAAGUCCGUACUGAACGGAUGCUGUUAGACCUUCUACUUGAAGCAAAUAUAUCGAGCAGCUUAGCAGAAAGUAUAAAAUCAAUGAAUCUUAGGCCAGAAGAAGAUGACAUUCCAUGGGAAGAUUUGCGGGACAACAGAGACCUAAAUGUUUUUUUCAGCUGGGAUCCAAAAGACAGGGAUGUUUCUGAAGAACAUAAGAGACUUUCCUUGGAAGAAGAGACCCUGUGGUUAAGGAUCCGCUCCCUCACAUUAAGGCUUAUUAGUGGACUUCCCAGCCUCAACCACCCCAUGGAGCCAAAGAACUCUGAGAAAAGUGCUGAGAAUGGUGUGUCCUCCCGGAUUGAUAUUCUCCGCUUGCUCCUUCAACAGCUGGAGGUAGCUGUGGAAAUGGGAAAGCGAUUCAUUGAGAAGGAAAUUCAGUAUCCUUUCCUUGGUCCUGUACCCACCAGAAUGAGUGGAUUCUUUAAUUCUGGCUGUUCCCAAUGCCAGAUAAGUUCCUUUUAUCUCAUUAAUGAUAUUUAUGAGCUGGAUACCAAUGGUUUAGAGGAUACAGUGGAGAUACAGGAGCGAGUAGAGAAUAGUCUUAAGUAUUUACUAGAACAGUUAAAAGAUAUCUUCAGUAAAUGUAAAGGCAACCUCUUAGAAGUUAAGGAUGGCAACUUGAAAACACAUCCUACUCUUUUAGAAAAUCUUGUCUUCUUUGUGGAGACUAUUUCUAUUAUCCUUUGGGUAUCCAGUUACUGUGAGAGCAUCUUGCGACCGUUCAAACUAAAUUUACAAAAAAAGAAAAAGAAGAAAAAAGAAACUAGCAUCAUCAUGCCGCCUGUCUUCACCUGUUUCCAAGACUAUGUUACUGGACUUCAGACUUUAAUCUCCAAUGUUGUGGAUCAUGUUAAAGGGCUUGAAGCACAUCUAAUUGCACUUAAGCUUGAAGAACUUAUUUUAGAAGAUACUUCAUUCUCUCUGGAAGAAAGGAAGGUUUCAAAGACUGUUCAAGGGAAGGUGAGAAGCAGUUACCUGCACUCACUCCUGGAGACAGGGGAGCUGCUGAAAAAAAGACUUGAGACCACAAAGAAGCUAAAGAUUUAAGAAGGUACAAUCCACAGGCCUUGAUGACGACAGCUGAAAACGAUGAAACCAUCUUCCCAGCAAAAGCCACACUAGUUGACCAUCGUUUUAAUCCAGAACUUCCUCAUAAAAUGCAUGGACUUUGAUCGUGAAUUAAUUUUUUGAGGUAUUAAAUAUGUACAACUGAUUAAAUUAUUGUAUAUAAAGCAGAAGCAGGAGCCCUGAAGUGGGUUCAACAACUUUUUAUACAUGUUCAUAUGUAUGUGGCAGCAACAAGAGACCCUCCCCCCCCACUCUCCUUCCCUCCUAUCACCAGACACAUCUCGGGGGAGGUGGUGUUCUACAAAAGCAGCAAUGGAACUGAGGUGUAGAGCAUCCACUUUGAAGCAGCUGAGUUGCCCUUCCAUACUGACAGCAGGAGUUUUGCUCUGUUCCUUGAGCUGUGAGGCAGAAGGCAGUAGAGGAGGCAAGAUUGGGAUGGAGCCCUCCCACAGCUGCAGUCUCAUUCCGAGGCUUCUCAACUCCCAACUCCCACGGAAGCCAUGGCAGGUCCACUGAGGGCCUCACAGGAGGCUUGCAAUUAGAGCCUGCCAUUGAAAGCACCCGUCAAGAUGACCACAGGUGCUCGUCUUCAGUCUAAUAGUCUUGAUAGCCAAGACAUCCCCUAUCCUAGCUUCUUUGAGAGUUAAGUCUCAGGGAGACAGGAAAAGCUGUUAAUUUCCAGCUGUUUUGAGAAAGCAGUACAGGUCACUUCAUAAGCCUCCUGGAGUCAUCCAUUUAGCGAAGAUGAGAAUCACUAGGCUAAUGAGAAGGUGUAUAUAACUUACGUGGUGAGUCAGAUACUUAAUUCCAUUGGUUUUGUGAGUCAUCUGUUGCAGGUGGUUCUUAUAUGUGUGUAUAUAUGCUUGAAAAUAAGAUAUACUUUUUUAGUGUUUUUAAGUCUGGGAUUUGGGAAGGAAGGAAUUGUAUAUUAUGGAUUUAAUCUGGGUUUUAAGUUUUAGGCUGACAAAAGAAAUGAUUAUCUAAUGGAUUUGAUGUUCGAUUCACUUUCUUGAGGCUUUGAGACUCACACCGGGAUGCUAUUUACUUUACCUGCAAGUCUAGUCCCAAGACUGUGGCUCCAGAGGUUUGCCUGGUAGAAAAAGAUAAAAAUUGCUCUUGAAAAUGUUACACAAUUUUCAGUUUGACAACUUUUUUUUGGUGUUUGAAUCCCUGCUUGUUUUUGGUCUUUGUUACCUGAAUAUUGAGUUGGUAAUUCUGUAAUACGAGUGAAGAAAUGAAUUUGAUGAGGAACCGUACGCAUCUGGUGGAGGAUGGGUCUGGUAGAUAAGAACAGCCCUUCCUACAUGCUGCUCCAGUGAAAUGGAGUCAUUUCUAAAGCAACUAAAAGCCAGCUGGGAAAAUCUUUACAGAGCCUGCAUUUUGUCUUUCAUCUUGACUUUCUUAAAUUAACAGUUUGAUAUGGUGAUUAAAAACUGUUUAAACUUCAUGGGAA